GGGAAAAACAUAGGAGAAACUACCCUGGGAACGGUUUAGAGAUGUUAGCAUGCCAUUAUUUCUAUCAGAUGGCGAGGAUCGUAUUUAUGCUUGGGAUUAUUUUAACAUUGAGCGUUAUAUGGCUGCUCCAAGCGUCUCUGGAAAAAUCCCAUGAUAUCAAAUCAUUCUACUCUCACAGCCCAUCUGUGGUUACGGUAAAGAUAAUCAAUUCACAAAUACAAAAUCCGAACAGUGAUGGGAAAAGCAGAGAAGUAGAUGACAUAUGCCCAGUAUUUCAGCUGAUGCCAAAUAACAGCACCUCUCCUGAGGUGUCCUGCAAGAGAGCUGAUUUUCAUCCAGGUUCCUGUAGAUUAAUGAAAACUAUUUUUAGAGAAGAACCCACAAACUGCACCCAUCAACCCACUUAUAUUGUUUGCAAGCUUUUGAACCCAAAGAACCCGUAUGUUGUUUGCCAUCCCGAUAUCUGCAGUAACCUCUCCUAUGUAUCUAUCGGAUUAUACAGUCCUAAGAUGGGUAAAUAUGUAUGGCACAAUCUAAAAUCAACUAAAGAACUAGAAAUAUUCAUCAAUUCUAAGUUGCUUGUAGACUACCAAUUACAGUUUCCAAAUAAUGGAUUUUGUGUAAUUCAGUGUACUGACACAGCCGGAGGGUAUGUUUCACAACUCCUCAUCUUACCACCUGUUCUACAUACAAGAUGCAAGCUGAAAGAUAUACCUAGUGCUAGGUCAUUAUUGAAUAUUAACAUUUUAUUAAUAGAUUCCGUUUCCAGGCAUCAUUUUUAUAGGUCUUUGCCAAGGACCAUCGAAGAAUUCCGACACCUGAAUGAAGAAUAUUUUACAAGUGGUCACGUAUUUGAUUAUGAGCUCCUUCAAGGUAUUAAGAGCCGAACAUUUGAAUCACUUCAAGCACUUUUUGGAGGUGACAAAAAUUUGUUCCCCUUGAUUGAUGCUUUAGAACAAAUUCCUCAUAUUGUGGAUAUCAAUGAAACCCUUGGUAAAUUUAGAGCCUUUGGAUACGAGACCCUGUAUGUUGAAGACUUGUGUUGGCUUUAUGAAUGGGGUCUUGUUAAAGAACAAGGGGCUAUAAAUCUAUCUGCCCCCUUUCAGGAACGAGUAAAGCUAUUUAAUGAAGCCAUUCAUAGGGCUGGAAUAGACCGCAUAGAUGUUACCUACAGCAACUGUUUAAUUCUUAAGGCGAACAGAGUGAAGAAUCAGUUUCAUGGUCCAGCUUCUAUCUGCUACAAUGGAAUCCACCAGCACACCUAUCUUCUUCAGUACAUGGAGUAUUUUUUAAGUCGCUUCUCAAGUCUACGAAGGCCAACAUUCACUUUCAUGAUACUAGACACAGGACAUGAGGACACCGGCAUUAGAAUAAAACAAAUGGAUAAAGAUCUAGCUGGACAUGUCUCCUUUUUGGCACAUCAGGAAAACACAAUAUCCUUCAUUCUUUCUGAUCAUGGUAAUACAUAUGGACAAUUUCUUUCAGCAUCUCCAGAAUUUCAUGUGGAAAUUUUCCACCCUUCUUUGUUUGUGAUUGUACCUGAUAGUGCAUCCAGAAUCUUAGGGGAUGCAAAAAUGAAAGCACUGCUAGUAAAUCAAAAGAGACUUGUCAGCUUUCUUGAUGUAUAUUAUACUUUGUUGGGCCUUCUUUCGUCAUCGAAACAGACAUAUUCAGAGAUCCCAAGAUUCCCUGUAAACCGUGACGGCCUAUUGAGUCCUGUUUCUGUAACUCGAACAUGUAAAGACAUACCAAGACUACACCCAAAUCUGUGUAUUUGUCAAGAUUCCUAUAAGAUGGAGAAGAACUCUUCCUAUUAUGCAUUAUUUGCAGAAUUUGCUUUGAGUUACAUGAAUCUGAGGAUUAUUGUGCAGAGGAGUAAUAGCAGCAAAUCAUGCCAUAGACUCGUUGCCACCAGUUUUACUGAUGUGAAAAUCAGCACAGAGGAUGGGGGAGGAGACACUACUAUUUUGAUGGACCUUCACAUCAUGUCACCAUACAGAACAAAACGUGGAGAAGAGAGGUUCACAGUAACCAUGCUGUUUGGUUCGACAUCCCAGAGAGAGGGAAUACUGUUCCUUGGCUAUAGCAGGUUCACCCCCUUCAGCUCAUAUAAGCAUUGUGCAGACCCCGCUAUUGACCUUCAGUUAUGCAUAUGUGAAAGACAUUCUGCAUAUGGAAACAGAACUAUAGAAAAUCAUACUGAUUCUGAAACUGUGACAUGGACUAAGACGUAUAGGACCAUAGUUCAAAAGCCAUGUCUUUUCCUGAAAACAAGAAACUAUACUGAAGGUGUUGUGCUCUUUAUUUCCAAUGCUUGCUCACAUAGAAAGUACAGCAUCAUAUUUAACUUUAUAAGUAAAAAUCUGUAUUCUUCUAACAAGAUGCCUGUUAGACAAAUUGUGGAAGCUAAAAUGGAAAGAUUAUUGGUGGUGGGCAUCAGGAGAAAAGAUAAUCUGCCUUGGAAGUACAAAUACACACUUACAUUCAAAGCAAUUAGAAAAAUGUAGCAAAAGCAUUAAAUACCUAUAAUAAAAGCAACGUGACCUUUUAAAACAACAGUACAGGUAAAACGAAUGCACUGUGUUAUGCCUAGGAUCAAGGAUCAUGACACAGAAAUUAUAUCUUCAGUGUUUUUGAACCCUUGUCAUGCCCUUCUCCCCCAAGGGUCUUGCACUAGGCAUAGCAGUGACAGUGUUAAAGGGGUUGGCCCAUCUCACACAUUUGUGGCAUAUCACUAGGUUAUGCCACCAAUGUCAGAUAGCUGCAGGUACCUCCUCUCAGACCCACACCUAUAUCUAGAAGAAGGCUCUCAAAGCAAAGGAGAAUGCACCGCGCAUAUACAGCGUACUCACCAUUCAUUUCUGUGGGAGUUCUGAAAAGGGCCGAGCAAGCGUGCUUACUAUUUCCAGAACUCCCACAGAAGUGAAUGAAGAGCACACCACUCAAGAGCGGCUGCCUCUCCUUCACAUCUAUGGGAGUUCUGAAAAUAGCCAAGCCAAUGCUUGCCUAUUUUCAGCACUCCCAUAGAAGUGAAUGGAGGGUGGCCAUACUUGCACUGUGCA
Messenger RNA from Bufo bufo (common toad), 3062 nucleotides. RefSeq lists its product as uncharacterized. The record is from RefSeq and is a predicted model, not a curated record. The transcript is spliced from 4 exons. The coding region runs from base 42 to 2507 and encodes 821 amino acids. Lineage: Eukaryota; Metazoa; Chordata; Amphibia; Anura; Bufonidae.